This is a messenger RNA of Tachysurus fulvidraco (yellow catfish), 3504 nucleotides long. It is a transcript of the gene wnt7aa, whose product is annotated as wingless-type MMTV integration site family, member 7Aa. Gene Ontology annotation, molecular function: frizzled binding; cytokine activity. Lineage: Eukaryota; Metazoa; Chordata; Actinopteri; Siluriformes; Bagridae. Gene Ontology annotation, biological process: cell fate commitment; neuron differentiation; canonical Wnt signaling pathway. The record is from RefSeq and is a predicted model, not a curated record. Bases 605 to 1654 code for a protein of 349 amino acids. Gene Ontology annotation, cellular component: extracellular region. The transcript has 4 exons.
UCUCUCAUGGGAGGAGCAAACGGGUGCAGGCAAAAGAGAUAAAAAGCUCUGUUAAAGAAGCUCGAGCUACCGCGCGGAUUAACCUCCAUCAGGCUAGACAAAUAACGCACACUGGAAAACAAAUCUAAACUAUUCACACAUUUCCGCCCUGUUCUAAUCGACAGUGUUAAAUGACGGCUAAAUUAGACUCCGUCCCAAAAAUAGCACCAGGUAAGGGCAAUUACGCGGAAGCAGUCUCAGAACCAGUCUCUGUAUUCAAAGCCAGUUAAGUAAACGAACGUUUCAGCCUCGCGGCAUUUUGCGUACCGGGACGCAGCGGAUAAAGCAUUUCCUCUGGAGAUGAGCUACAAGUAACAUUGCUUAAGAAAUCGGAGGACCUGCAGAGAAACAAUGAGAGAAAUGAGAAAUAUUUAGCGUAAUAAUUUCAACUCAUUUUACCACAGGAGCCGUUUCAAAGCUUCAUAUGCUAAAGGAGUCUUCGAGUCGCAGAAGGGUCUGAACUCAGGUGCGCGGCGGCGCGCUGCAUCCACACUAAAGCAGGGAGCAUUUACACACAAACACGCCUCGGACUCUCAGUCACAGCUUAAAUAAAGUAAAGGUCACCAUGAGCAGGAAAACACGCCGCUGGAUUUUUCACAUUUUCCUCUGUCUGGGGAUUAUUUAUCUGAAAAUCGGUGGCUUCUCCUCCGUGGUGGCAUUGGGUGCGAGCAUCAUAUGUAAUAAAAUCCCGGGUCUUGCCCCCCGUCAGCGGACGAUCUGCCAGAGCCGCCCGGACGCCAUCAUCGUGAUCGGUGAAGGAGCGCAGAUGGGCAUCAAUGAAUGUCAGUUCCAGUUCCGCCACGGACGCUGGAAUUGUUCUGCCCUCGGAGAAAGGACCGUUUUUGGAAAAGAGUUGAAAGUGGGGAGUAAAGAAGCAGCUUUCACCUAUGCCAUCAUUGCUGCUGGGGUUGCCCAUGCUAUCACAGCUGCCUGCACCCAGGGAACCCUGAGUGGCUGUGGGUGUGAUAAAGAGAAGCAAGGUUUCUAUAACCAGGAAGAGGGUUGGAAGUGGGGUGGCUGUUCAGCUGACAUCCGCUAUGGCCUGAGCUUUUCCAAGAUGUUUGUGGAUGCCCGGGAGAUAAAGCAAAAUGCCAGGACUCUCAUGAACCUCCAUAACAAUGAAGUGGGGCGUAAGAUCCUAGAAAAGAACAUGCGCUUAGAGUGCAAGUGUCACGGAGUCUCUGGCUCAUGCACAACCAAGACUUGCUGGACAACGCUCCCCAAGUUUCGUCAGCUUGGCUACAUCCUUAAGGAUAAAUACUACCAGGCUGUGCAAGUGGAGCCGGUUCGAGCCAGCCGGAAUAAACGGCCCACAUUCCUGAAGAUUAAAAAGCCCUACUCAUACCGCAAACCCAUGGACACUGACUUGGUAUACAUUGAGAAGUCACCCAAUUACUGUGAAGCAGACCCUGUUACGGGCAGUGUGGGCACUCAGGGAAGGAUCUGCAAUAAAACUGCACAGCAAGCCAACAGCUGCGACUUGAUGUGCUGUGGACGAGGCUACAACACACACCAGUACUCACGUGUAUGGCAAUGCAACUGCAAGUUCCUGUGGUGCUGUUACGUCAAAUGCAACACAUGCAGUGAGAGGACAGAGGUAUACACAUGCAAAUAAAACAUUCCUCAUUCAUCUAUAUGUAAGAAAGAGUCUGUGAACCUAUGUUAGUAAGCAUCCGUGAAUGCGUCUAAACGUAUUUAGAGGCUUCCAGUGUGGAGUGAUAUGGAUCCAAGGUGUUUAGAAUUGAGAAACAUUGGAACGAGGUGCUCCAAGGGGUAUCUAUGGUGAGCACAAUAUUUUUAUUCACCUGGAGGAUAGCCAGAGGAUGUGUGGGUGAUGUAUUCCGCUUUGUUUCAAAGCGCAGUGGAAUGAUUUGGUGGUCGGUACCAGUGGAUGCCUAGACCUUUCUAAACUGUGGAGUGCGAAAGCUCCUGAAGUCCAGGAUAGAAGGAAUAUAUGCAUGGUGUCUUUGGAUGUUUUUUUCUACUAGUUUUCUAUCUGGAAAACAGUGCGCUUAUAUAAAACUGGAAUUUGGUUUCUCUGGACAUUAUGAAAGCAUACUGUAUAUGGGCGGUAUAUGAUAUUGAUGGUAUUUAACAUUUUAUUUACAAAAAAUAAGGCUAAUAUUAAUUUAUUUAAUAAUAAAACUACUGAUUUUCAUGUGAUUUUAUGUCUUUUUUUUUACCAAACAAUAUUCUGUUAUUGUGGUAGAAGCAACUUAACCAGCUUUUACACUUUGAUUUUUUUUUACACUGUCAUUUUUACAGUAUCCAUUGUGAACAAAACAGGUGUACACCAUGUUGUUGGCGAUGUUACUUGUGCUAAAUAUUUGUAGUACAAUUCCCUCAAGUACAAUCCAUAUAUAUAAUAUAUAUUUAUAGCAAAAUACACUGGAAAUGUGCAUCUCUUUUGAAAGCUAACUUCUCCUAAAAUGAAUUAUGUAAAUCAAUGAUGGUAACCUUCAAGAACAUUCUGAACAAUGUGUGCUAAAACAGUGUCUAUUUCACAAUAAAUAAUUUAUGUUUUGACCAGGUUUUUAAAAAAAUGGAAAUAAUAGUGAGCUGAAAUCAUUUGAUGAAGAACCUGUAGAUAAUAUUACCUGACACAUAGCCUUCUCAUGAGCUCACACACAUCUUUCCCUUGGCUCUUGUCUUUUUAGCUGGCAGAGAAGCCAAGAUAACGAUUAAUUCAUUUUGGAACAGGAUAGCUCACACCCAGGAGAUGCCUCCACUUGCUACUGAUUCGGAAUGCUGAGGUCACUGAUACUGUUCUUGCUAUAUAUGUAUACUAAAUAUUAUGCCUUUCCAUUUUGCUGCUAGUUUUUCCCCCAAGGCCUCAACUUGGAGUCUGUAUAGUGUCUAUUGAAACUAGUGCUUUUGAAUACCAUGUGAGAAUGUGGUUACCUAAAUGACCUGUUCAUGUGCUAAGUUAACAGCAGUUAACAGAAUAUAUUUUGCAAGAGAUUAUUUUUAUAUGAGUGUUUUAUUUAUUUUGUUAUAAAUUGUAUAACAUUCACAGGUAUGGAAAUCUAAGCUAGAACCUGCAUUGGAUUGCUAAUGUCAUGGUACCUUGAUCACUGGAUUGGUGUUAACUGCAUCUAAAGUGUCAAAAUGAAAUGGAAUAUUUAGAAUCAGUAAUAACAUUUGAUCAAAACCUCCUGUUGUUAGUAUAGUCAUUUAACAACAGCAAUAUGUUGAUAAGACCAAUAAUUUAAAUUAGAAAUGGGCAAACACUCUAGUACUUAAUACAGGACAUAAACCAUGACAUGAUUUUUAACCAAAGAACAGCAGAACUGGAGAUGGUGCUAUAUGGAUUGUAUUUGGUCCUAUUUCUAAUAACAAACAAUGAAUUCAGGCAAUGUUUUGCCAAACUGGUCGUUCUGCAUGCUUAUACUGUUAUAACUGAUUUAACAAAAAUGUAUGUUGUGAUUUGAACAGUCUUAAUAAAAGUCACCUCAGCAGUUUGAA